UAUACAUCGCCUUUCUAGUCAUCAUUAAUACUUCGGUCACUCGUCGCGAUUGAGACCUUGUGGCCUGCGAUGCUGGUGAAUUAUUGACGACGGCCUGCCCGAGUAUGAAGUCGACGUACGCCGCGUAAUCGUAACGCUCGACCGAUCCCAAUCCGCUCCUCUUUAUUAGUCGCCGCUCAACGCAUCGUCGUCCGCUCCCACCAUGGUGUCAGUGCCAACUGUAGGCGCCGCGGCUCCUGCAGCCGCCCACAGUACGAAUGCAAGCACGCGAAGCUCACCUAGUGCUCCCGCUGGCACCUCAUCGAAACCGAAACCCAAGGUGAAUUCUAAUGGAUACCACCCGAUCAAUCCACAGACACCUCUCAGCUCACUCACGAGUGCUCCGCUGGAUCUUACCUCCGUCGAACGUCGCGGACAGCCCACCGCAGUCAGGGAACCAGUCGUCAAGCAGAGCCGUCCUCACGGUCUACAAGAAGCACCGACGUACCGCCCAACGGAGGAGGAAUGGAAAGACCCUUUCGAAUACCUACGGAAAAUCACACCUGAAGCAAAGAACUUUGGCAUCUGCAAGAUUAUUCCUCCAGAUUCUUGGAAUCCAGAGUUUGCCAUUGAUACCGAGAAAUUCCACUUUAGAACCCGAAAACAAGAGUUGAACUCGGUGGAAGGGAGUA
Fusarium verticillioides 7600 is the source of this 671-nucleotide messenger RNA. RefSeq lists its product as hypothetical. The coding region runs from base 330 to 653 and encodes 107 amino acids. Lineage: Eukaryota; Fungi; Ascomycota; Sordariomycetes; Hypocreales; Nectriaceae. The transcript is spliced from 2 exons. The record is from RefSeq and is a predicted model, not a curated record.